Molecule: messenger RNA, 2529 nt
Organism: Myiozetetes cayanensis
Lineage: Eukaryota; Metazoa; Chordata; Aves; Passeriformes; Tyrannidae
Gene: CAV2
Product: caveolin 2
Exons: 3
Coding region: 67-555 (162 amino acids)
Biological process (GO): insulin receptor signaling pathway; negative regulation of endothelial cell proliferation; positive regulation of MAPK cascade
Cellular component (GO): Golgi apparatus; caveola; cytoplasmic vesicle
Molecular function (GO): protein kinase binding; molecular adaptor activity
Source: RefSeq, a predicted model, not a curated record
GCCCGGCGGGGCCGCGGCGGCGGACGGGGCAGGGCCGGGCCGGAGCCGCGGAGCGGCGGCAGCGCCAUGGGGCUGGAGACGGAGAAGGUGGACACCCGCAUUUUCAUGGACGACGACAGCUUCCCGCGGAGCGGCGGGCCCGCGCUCUCGGAGGCGGAGAAGUGCGCGGAGGACGAGCUGGACCGCGACCCCCACGGGAUGAACGCCCACCUUCAGCUGGGGUUCGAGGAUGUGAUCGCGGAGCCCGAGCUCACCCACUCCUUCGACAAAGUCUGGAUCUGCAGCCACGCUCUGUUUGAGCUCAGCAAGUACGUGAUCUACAAACUCCUGACGCUGGUUCUUGCCAUACCCCUGGCCCUGGUCGUGGGGAUCAUCUUCGCGGCGCUCAGCUGCCUGCACAUCUGGAUUGUGGUGCCUUUUGUGAAAACCUGUCUCAUGGUCUUGCCUUCAGUGCAAACUGUAUGGAAGAGCCUGACAGAUGUUUUUGUCGAACCGUCCUUUCAGAGCCUAGGCCGAUGCUUUGCCAUGGUUAAUAUACGCCUGGACCAAGAGUAAACACCAGGGAUGUGACAUUGCUGUAGUCGGGGCUGGUGUUAUACUUCUUUGCUAACCUAACAUACAAGCACUUACCAUUCAUUCCAAACUGUUAAUUACAAUGGCUGGUUUAAGUGGGAACAUGCUAUUUUUAUUAAAACUCAUUUUUUAUCAGGGAGACCUGUUUAAGAAUAAGUAGGCAGUUUUCAUAGCUUGCUGUUUUAACAACAGUGGUCACAGAGUAUAUUGGCAACACUUUAUUUUAAUGGUACAUUGAUUGCUAGAUUACAGGAGAAUUCUUGUGGAAGUUUAACAGCCACAACAGUGAUAAUGAUUGGCAUUAUUACCACAAAUACUUCUAUGAGUAGGCUGUCAUACGUUAGACAAAACUGAUCUGUAGGGUGUCACAUUGAGUUUACUGCAGUUCCACCAAGGAUCAUUUUUGGCUUCACUAUGCAGAAUGAUAAACAUAGUCCUCUGUUAUCAGCAGUUAAAGUGAAUGUGACUCAUUGCAUAAACAUACAGGGAAAGGAAUUGUUGUGUAAUUCUCCUGUAUUUGAAGGUUGGGGGGAAGCUCCCUAGAAGUUUAUCCCUUAAAAUAAGGUGUUAGCUACUGAUUUGUAACAUCAGCUAAUCUGUAUAUUUUAUUUAAUGAGAGGUUAACUUUGCUGUAUAUUUUGUACCUUUGUAAAUUACACUUGAUUGGUUUUCUUUGAUGCAUUAUUGUAUUUGAAUUCUAGUAUUUGAAUUCUAACCAACUUAUUAAGCAGCAAGAGUGAGAUGCUGCGAAAAAUAGCUUUAGAUAACUAAAUUAAUUAGAUAACUUAAGUAAAUUUUGAGUGUUACUGUGCAAUUCUAGUAUAUUAAUUAUAUAUGAUUGUGUGUAAAAGCAAAAAUUGUAAGUGUUUUCAAACACAACUAUGCAAAAGAGCUGGAAAUAUCUGUUUAUGAGAAAUGGUUUUUAUUAAAAUGGGGUAUAGUAAUGCAACCCUGCCUAUUUCUGUAUAUUAUAGGUGUGAACACUGUGAUGUUUAAAGCAAUAGACACUAUGCUAGUACUUUAACUAGGUAGCAAGCUCUUAUAGAAGGCAAGUGAGUGUAAUUGGUAUCCUUGUCUAAUUCUCCUAACCUAUUGACUUGACUCUCUGUGUUGCUUAUUUACUACUUCAAAGCCUAACCCCCCCAAAAAAACCUUUCUUUCUUCUGCACCUAAUAUGACAUUUUAAAUCAGAAUAACAGAACUUAUGCAGAGGUACCUUAAAACAUUAGCCUUCUGAUGGGCUUAUGCUGCUGUUUCCUUUAAAUACAGAUGGUAAGUUGCAAUUGUAAAAUGUUUGUAUGAUUUAGAAGGCUGUUUUCUAAAAUGAUGUCUCAAAUUUCUUAUCAAACACAAGAUAUAUAAUAAAAUAAUAAAACAUCAGCUGUUUCCCAUUUUCAACUUUUUUUUUUCAGAUUUAUCAGCUUUAAAAAAAACUUUUAAAAUGCCAAACAGCAUAGAGUACUAUGCAGCUCUUCCAAAAUAUGUGAGAGGUAAAAAAAUGGAUGAGUAUCAAUACAAUUUCACUAUUAUCAACUUCAUUUAAUGUGUUUAUAGUAGAAAAUUAUGUAUCUCUGUGUGUGAUUAAGCCCAUACAGAAUGAUUGCUUUCUCUGAAGCAGGUCUCUGCAGAAUUUUGGCAACAUUCAAAAAAAUGCUUAAUUCUUUUUACAGGCACAUGCUUUCUUUACAGAUGAAAUUGUAGAAUUGUUCUUUUCUUGCUUAUUGGCCUAUUGACGCUAGCUGACACUGCAUAUUCUUUGUACAUUAAGAAAAUCUUCGUAUAUUAAAAGUAUUUUUAGCAUUUAUGACAUUUAGAGAGGGAUUCAUAUGGCUUUCAAAAACUGGAUCUUAAUGAUUAGUGCCUAUGGAAACUUCUCUUAUUUUUUUUAUUCAGCAAGAAGUUAGCUAGUUAAAAAUGGGAAUUACUGUUUUGAAAAUAAAAAUUGGCCAGGCUAGA